This is a messenger RNA of Episyrphus balteatus (marmalade hoverfly), 3039 nucleotides long. RefSeq names its product solute carrier family 41 member 1. Lineage: Eukaryota; Metazoa; Arthropoda; Insecta; Diptera; Syrphidae. The coding region runs from base 92 to 1780 and encodes 562 amino acids. Gene Ontology annotation, molecular function: monoatomic cation transmembrane transporter activity. Gene Ontology annotation, cellular component: plasma membrane. Gene Ontology annotation, biological process: monoatomic cation transport. The transcript is spliced from 8 exons. The record is from RefSeq and is a predicted model, not a curated record.
AUAACUUUUACACAAAUUUUUCUUCAAAAAAAUAAUAACAAAUCCCAUUUUUAUUAAAUAUAUAAAAUUAACAAAAAAAAACAAUUUCAAAAUGAAUCAAAGAAAUCCAAAUAACGUUAAAGAUUUUAUUGAUAGUAAUAAUUUCCUAAAUAGCUGCGAUAAUAGUAAUAAUUUAAAUACUGAUACACACAAAAUUAAUAUAAACGACACACAUAUAAUUACAAAUAAUAAUGGAGUAUCACCAGGACACUACACACAGGAUGACAAAUAUAAAUUAUUUACUAUUUAUGGAAAUGACACCGACAAUGACAAAUUGUCCGGUCUUCCACAUUCGACAACUGGUUCACUAAGCUCAAUCAUCACGACGUCAAUAGCAUCAUCAGAACCUGAUCCAGGAUCGGAUAGGGGCGGUGCAGGUGGUGGUAAUGAUGGUGGUGGUAGUAGUGCCGGAAAUCCGGGUUGUGCUGAUGAAAAACAAGCAUUAAAUCGUCCUGGUGUGAAACAAGAAAAAUGGACGACAAUAUUGGUGCAAGUGUCGAUACCAUUCUUUUUGGCUGGUAUUGGCACAAUCGGAGCUGGCAUCAUUUUGGGAAGAGUCGAGAAAUGGAAAGUAUUCAAAUCGAUUUCUCAGCUUUUUAUUCUGGUUCCUGCGCUUCUUGGCUUAAAAGGAAAUCUAGAUAUGUGCCUAGCAUCUCGACUCUCAACCCAAUCCAAUCUUGGCAAUAUGGCAUUACGCAAAGAAAUUAUAAAAAUGAUUGUUGGCAAUAUAGCUUUAGUUCAGGUCCAGGCGACAGUUGCGUCCUUUUUAGUUUCAUUGUUUGCCAUCUCAGUUGGUGCUGCCAUGGAUGGAAAGUUCGAUUUUACACAUACAAUGUUGUUAAUUGCUUCGAGUAUGUUUACUGCUACCUCGUCCUGCUUUGUAUUAGAUUUUGUGUUAGUGGCUGUGGUAUUAUUAUCUAAGAAAUUUCGAUUGAAUCCGGACAAUUUGGCAACUCCUUUGGCAGCGUCAAUUGGUGAUGUAGUUUCAAUUAGUGUACUUUCAUUUAUUGCAUCUCUUCUAUAUGAUCACUUGGAUACCCACCUAUGGAUUACCUUCGCAGUUAUUGCAGUCUAUCUUUGUCUUCUACCUAUUUGGGUAGUUAUUGUAUACAAAAAUAAAUAUACUCGCCCUAUUUUAACAAAUGGAUGGAUUCCUGUACUCUCAGCGUUGUGUAUUAGUGGAUUUGGUGGUUUAGUACUUGAUGCUUCAGUCGAUGUCUUUUAUGGUUUUGUUGUAUUUCAACCAAUUAUCAAUGGCAUCGGUGGUAAUUUAGUAUCAGUUCAAGCAAGUAAAAUCUCUACAAUGCUUCAUCAGAGUUCAAUUAUCGGUAUUAUCCCACCACAUGCCAAAAUAUUUGAGUGGCCAUGGAGAGCAAUUUUCAAAGGAGUUCCAUACGCUAGAUCUGCAAGAAUUCUGCUCGCACUGUCCGUUCCCGGUCAGAUAUGUUUCAUCUUUGCAGCUGAUUAUAUUCACAUGUCAGAAUCAACGAUUACAUUAACAUUUGUUCUCGCGUACCUCUGUGCAAGUAUUGUUCAGGUGUCGUUACUCUUGUAUUUAGCUCACAUUAUAAUUCAUGCAAUGUGGAAGUGGAAGAUCGAUCCCGACAAUUCUGCCAUCCCAUACUUAACCGCUUUGGGUGAUCUCUUCGGAUCGAGCUUUUUAGCGCUGGCGUUCCUAUUCCUUGUGUCAAUUGGUAAACAAUACGGUGGCGACACGGACAUUCUUGAUGUACCUACCUAAACAAAAACAAAAAAAAUCACUAAACAAAAAAAAAGGAGUAACUUCUUCUUUAUCCUUCGUGUCAUCUACUCCUCAUGAUAAAAGAAAAAUAAAAUAUAUGUACCUAAUAAGAACACAAAAGCAACCUUAAGUAACCAAAUAAAAACAAAAAAGUGGAAAGUAAGUAAAAAAAAAUUAUAGUUUAUAAUAAAAAAUUUACAAAAGUUGUUUAAAAAGAUUCUUUAACACCAAAACGAUAAAAAAAUAUAGAGUAUUAUAAGUUUUAAGAGAUUCGUAGUUAACAAGGACUUAUUAUAUAAAUUAAAAAAAAAAAAACAAAAAUUAAAACAAAUUAUAAAAAAAUAACUCUCUACAAUAAUUAUUACUAUAAAAAAUGAGAGCAAAACAAAUAAUAACAAAAUCAAAAAAAAAAAAAAAAUACCUUUAAUUUUUCGACAGUAUUUUUGAAAACAAUAAUAAAUUUAAAAAAUUAAUUAGUUUUAUUAUUAAAUGGAAGAACAGGAAAAUUGAAAGAGAAUUCUUUGAAAUUCUCUCUGAUUUCUAAAGAAACUAAAAACAUAUACAAACAUUUCUUUUAAUUUUUGUUGGUCUUUUGGUUGAUUUUUUUUUAAUUUAUUCAAUUUUAGCCAAUCAAAUUUAAUUUAAUUUAUUUUUAAGCAACCUGAGGCAAUAAAUUUGUUCUAGUGUUUUUAUUUUUAAUUUUUUAAAUUUAAUUUAAAGUUAAUUAUUUGCAAUAAAUACCGAUCUGCUAUUAUUCAACUAAUCACAACAAAAUAGAAAACAAUUGCAAAUAGUAUUAUAAUAUUUAAAUUAUUAUUAUUAAUUAUAUAAUUGGGUUUGAUUUUUACAAGCCGAGUAUAAAUGUAGAUUCAUAAAUACUCUAGAAUAUAAUUUAUAUCAUUUAAUUAGUUUUUAUAAUUUAUCAAAUGUAUUAUUUGUAAAUUUUUUUAGGCCUUAAGGAGAUGUCAACUGAAAACAAAAGUAAAAUUAAAAAAAAAAAAGAAAAAAUAAAUAAUUGUAAAUAGAUUUCCAUAAAAAAAUAAAUGAUCCCAUAUUUUUCACAAAACAAAAAAAAAAUCCUUACCCCUGAGACAAACCAAAAGAUAUAAUAUAAUUUUUUUUGUGACACAUUAUACUACAGACCGCUCCAACUACAUUUGUGUUGUGUGUUGUUUUUGUUUAAUAAAUAUUCUUUGUAUUUGACUUAUUUACAAAUUUAAAGUUUAUUUAAUAAAUUUAAAUCAAUUAAAGAACAAAAA